AUGUUUAUUUAUAUUUAUAAAAUAUGUAUUUUUACCAUAACACUAUGUACAACGAACCUAUUUAAUAACAACGGAAUAGAAAUUGGAACAUACAAAUCAUCAUACCAUAAUGGAGGGAUACAAUUCAGAAUGCUAGCACAAAAAAACUCAAAUAAAAAAUCAAAUGGAAAUACCUUAAUGAAUAUAUUCUUAAAAGACAAAAACGAAAAAGGUAGUAAAACAAAAAAACUUGAUCCUCAAAUUUCAUCUCUAGUUAGUUUAGUAGAUAAUAUGAAUAUAACUGAAGAAGAAAAAGAUAAGAUCAAAAAUCUAACAUUAAAAUAUAUAAAUAGUGACAACAUAGUAGAAAAAAAUAAAUACAUUAAUGAACUUCAAAAAUACAGUAAAAACGAAGAAUGUAAAGAACAUAUGAAUAAUUAUUUAAUGUAUCUUCGUACGCAAAAUGAUAUAAAAUAUUUAAAAAGAAACAAUUUUUGGAAUAAUAUUGGAAUUGUUACAAUGACCUUAUUCUUAAUCAUUCUAUUGACAGUAUUUAUAUUGCUUGGUAUAAUUACUGACAAUUAUGGACUUUUUUUAACGUGUAUUUUAAUUUUUAUGACCUAUAUAUGUGCUCGUUUUUUACCUGAAAUAAAAAUAUGUUUGAAAGAUUUAAAAGAAACUUGUACAAAUUGUUUCAAAAAAAAAAAGCAAAUAAUAAAAUAA
Molecule: messenger RNA, 702 nt
Organism: Plasmodium reichenowi
Lineage: Eukaryota; Apicomplexa; Aconoidasida; Haemosporida; Plasmodiidae
Product: MC-2TM Maurer's cleft two transmembrane protein
Exons: 2
Coding region: 1-702 (233 amino acids)
Source: RefSeq, a predicted model, not a curated record